UACAAAAAAAAACCAGCACAAUGCACGCCUCGUUAUGCACGCGCGCUCUUAUAAUGAAAGUGUUUAAUCUUCUUUUUAAAUAAAAUAUGUGAUACGCACGAAAGGCUUCGGAAUAUUUUGAUGUGCUCGCAAUACGUUAAAUAAGCCAUUUUUUCUUUUUUUCUUUUAAUAAAUUAUUGCCAGGUUUACUUUGCGCCUGCAUGUGAUUUUAAUUCGAUUCAUUGCGGAUAAUUUCGUGCAUAAUUCCGAUUGAGUUUCCACUGUUACAAUUACUCGACGCGUGUUUCGAAUGAUUCACGGAAUUAAUAUUUAUAAAUAAAUACGUCGCGACGAAAAAGGAUUUAAUGUUAGCACCAUAUAUAUUUAUCUUUCAACAAUUUUUUUGUAUUUUCCAGCUUUAGAAAACAACGAAUUAAAUUAUCCAAAAAAGGAAAAUAUUGACGUAUAUAAAUGAAAAAAUAUAUUCACCGUUUUAAAACGCGAGAUACAAUUGCGAUUACGUUAAAUUGUAUAAAGCCGGUGUUAUGUUGUGGCGACACAUAGCGCACAUUUACAGCGAAAUGUUGAAUAUUGCAUGUAGAACUAAUAUUAAUUCAAGCUUUGCUCGGAACUAAUGACGUAACGUUUAUAUCCGCUGUCCACAUUAAUAACUAUGCGUUAAUAUUUCAUUAAAUUUUGGUUAAAAUUUUCGAGUUGAGAAUGUAUCAGAUCUAGUUGUUUGACGAAACGUAAAGAUUUACGUAUUUCUCAUUUUUGAAGAAUAAAGGAAAAAAUUGGUUAAAAAUAGGAUAUUGAUUUGUAUAGUGGAACUGAACGUCACGUUAUAAGAUCGGAAAUCCCUCAAUGACGGAGAUGCGUAAUGUGUUCCCUUUUAAUUUCAAUUUCAGGGAGACGCGGUCUGGCGAUGCUCCUGUCAUGUGCAGGAUGCGACAAACCGAUAAUGGAUCAGUACCUGCUGAACGUUUUGGAUCGUGCAUGGCACGUCGAGUGCGUGCGCUGUUUCGACUGCAGAGCUGCGCUACAGGACAAGUGCUUCUCCAGGGAGGCGAAGCUCUUCUGCAGGAACGACUUCUUCAGGCGAUAUGGUACCAAGUGCGGCGGUUGCCUUCAAGGGAUAAACCCGCAGGACCUCGUGAGGAAAGCAAGAGACAAGGUUUUCCACCUGAAUUGCUUCACCUGCUUAGUGUGUCGGAAGCAGAUGAGCACCGGCGAGGAGCUCUACGUCCUGGACGACAACAAGUUUGUCUGCAAGCAGGACUACCUGUCGGGCAAACCGCUGCCGGACACGCAUCACGUGCACGGUCAUCACGAACCGUCCAACCUGUCGGCAGGCGGAGACUCGCUCAUGGGCUCGGGAUCGGAAGAUGAGGACGAGGACGGCAGUGCUCACCAUCAUCAUCACGAUCCGGCAGUUCGUGGCACUCACCUGGGACCUCAUAACAUUGGCCCGGGUGGUCCAGGCGACCAGACCGUCGGCCACGGUGGCGAACUACCUCUCGGGAGCGAUGCCUGCAAGCAGGAGGACUCCGAGGAUCAAGGUUCCCUGGAUGGCGAUCCCGAGACGAGGGACAGCCAAACGGAGAACAAGAGCCCGGACGGCGGCGCUGGCGGUGGCAGCGGCGACGGCGGCGCCGGCUCGAAGCGACGUGGUCCACGGACCACCAUAAAGGCGAAACAAUUGGAGAUCCUGAAGACGGCCUUCUCGUCGACCCCGAAGCCUACCAGGCACAUCAGGGAACAGUUGGCGAAGGAGACCGGUCUGCCCAUGAGAGUCAUACAGGUCUGGUUCCAGAACAAGAGAAGUAAGGAACGCAGGCUGAAGCAGCUGACGUCGAUGGGCAGAAAUCCCUUCUUCGGAGGUUCGCGUAAGAUGCGCGGCUUCCCGUUGAAUCUAAAUCCAGGCGCUCUUGGCGGCGAGGACGGUCCACCGCCCGGUUUUCCGUACUUCGGCCCGGACAAGUUCGAGUUCGGUUACGGCGGUCCGGUGGCCUUCCAUCACGAGUUCUUCGGCGCACAUCCGCCUCCGCAUCCGCACGGGCCGCACUUUGCCGGCACGGGAAAUCCAGUACGUAAUCUGUUUCUGACAGGCCUGGACCCGGCCAGUUUAGCGGGCAUGGCAGCGGCAGUGGCGGUGGCUGGGGAGUAUCCACCUCCGGGCGCGGGAGGCGGCCCUCCGGAAUUUCUCACGGGGCCCCCCGGACAGGGGCCCCCUGCGCCUACCGGCGGCAGUCCCGGAGAGUUCCUGGCACCUUCAGGUGGUGCGCAGGGUAAUCCGAGCGGCGGCGGCAACGGCGGCGGCGGUCCAGGAGGCGGCGGCGGCGGCGGCGGCGGCGGAGUCGCGGCCGGCGGAUUCCUGGAGCCGCACCAGAUGCAGAGCGAAGGGCUGGCCUGGUAGUACGAGUUUUAAAUUAACGUGUCCCUUAUAAUAAUAAUAAUAAUAAUUCCGCCCGCGCGCACGCCUAAGAAAAAGAACGAAUUCAAAUCAAGACCGAAUGAAAUCGCGAAAUCGCCGCCGAGAGAGCACGAAGAUACACCCGCAGGCGACGGCGACGAAACGCGAUUUCGCGAGGGCGACACGGAAGGCUCGGCGCUUCGUUUUUUUUUUAUUUUUUUUUUUAUUUUUUUUUUAUCGUCUUUCCUUGCAAUUGAUUUGAGAUCGUGACUAUCAAUCCUCUUUCUGUAAGAUACGGACACGCGCGCGCGAAGCGUUUAUCCGAGCGCCUUGAUUCACGGUUAUAUUGUGCAGUCGAUGCUAUUAUCUUUAUUAUUACGCAUCUCGGCGCCGCAAAACGUCGAUGUUACUAUUUUUAUUAUUAUUAAUAUUAUUAUUAUUAUUAUUAUUAUUAAUUAUUAUUAAUUAUUAUUAUUGUGUAUAAAAUUCGAAGGUCCCUAUCGUGUAAUAUUGUACCCUCCCUGUUGAUUAUUUUUCAACGUUACUUUGGAAAACACCCUGUAGAUAUCUGCUGUUGUACACUUGAUAAAAACGUGAAUCGCUAGACAUACAUAUACACACACACACAAACACAUACACGUGUCACACGCACUCGCGUACACACAGAUACACUGGAACACGCUGUACUAAUAUUAUCAGUAAAGUAUAAAUAUAAAUAGGAAACGUGUAAUUUUUUUUGUAUCUGUUAAGGCGGCGAGAUCGAUGUAAAUACACACACAAGAGAAAAAAAAACCACACAGAAACACUUUCUAUCCUCUCUCUUUGCUGAAAUGCGCGCGAGCCGAUUUGCGCUGGACUUACUCAUUAAACGCCACACCGGAAAUAAAAUAUAUAUAUAUGUGUAUCGUGACGCAACACACAAUACACCGAGUAAGGCAGAUCGAGAAAGAGAUGCGCCGCCGCGACGCAUAACGAUUAUAAAUAUUAUAAUAAACCACCUCGUAUUUCCGUAUA
This is a messenger RNA of Nylanderia fulva, 3406 nucleotides long. RefSeq names its product LIM homeobox 1 (gene Lim1). Gene Ontology annotation, biological process: regulation of transcription by RNA polymerase II; neuron differentiation. Gene Ontology annotation, cellular component: nucleus. Gene Ontology annotation, molecular function: zinc ion binding; RNA polymerase II transcription regulatory region sequence-specific DNA binding; DNA-binding transcription factor activity, RNA polymerase II-specific. The record is from RefSeq and is a predicted model, not a curated record. Lineage: Eukaryota; Metazoa; Arthropoda; Insecta; Hymenoptera; Formicidae.